Messenger RNA from Leptosia nina, 1899 nucleotides. NCBI's taxonomy places the organism in Eukaryota, Metazoa, Arthropoda, Insecta, Lepidoptera, Pieridae. The record is from the annotation of a GenBank genome assembly.
AUGACGCCGGGUGUGGCAGACGAUUCGUGUGUUUCGAUGUGCAAUAACAAUAUAGUGCCGCUUCUGCCUAGGAGUUCUGUGCGCUUGGAGUUCAAGAAUAUAACAUGCUCGAUCUCAUUGCUGUCUAUGCAAAAGUUUAAAUUCGAGAAGAAGCACAUUUUAAGAGGCGUAAAUGGCUGCUUCAAGCCAGGGGAACUCACGGCCAUAAUGGGACCUUCGGGCGCAGGAAAAACUACUCUCCUCAAUAUCUUAGCCGGAUACACGACGCAAGGUGCAAACGGCGAGAUCAUAGUGAACGGUGUAAGCUCUUGCGCAUCGAAGUCAAACGGUCGGGGUGGCGCGAGAUACAUCCGCCAACAGGAUGAUCUCCGAAUACAUCUUACCGUUUACGAGUCUAUGGCUCUCGCGGCUGCGCUUAAGCUGGCUGACUUCUCGUCGUACGAACGGAAAGAGAAAGUGCACGAGGUGCUGUCGUUGUUGGGGCUAAAUGGAUCAUCACAGACUGUAUGCCGGGAUCUCUCUGGAGGGCAGAAGAGAAGAUUAGCUGUCGCGCUGGAACUACUAUCAGACCCUUCACUGUUGUUUCUUGAUGAGCCGACCACAGGUCUAGAUUCUUCAGCGUCAGCGUCCUUAAUAACUCUCCUAAGUGGAUUGGCGAGAGGAGGAAGAACGGUGGUAGCGACAAUUCACCAGCCCUCGGCUCUGAUCUUCGAGAAAAUUGACACAGUGUAUUGCCUAAGCGCAGGUAGAACAUUGUACUCGGGAUCUCGGGCUAACCUAAUACCAGCACUGUCUUCUGCGGACCUAAGAUGUCCCCCUUAUCACAAUCCAGCUGAUUUCUUGAUGGAAGUUGCAUCUGGUGAAUAUGACGUGGAUUUGGAAAAAGCCGCAGCAGCGAUGGAACGCUUCAGUCCUGAACCGGCAGCGACACCAAGUGUCGAAGACAACAUACCUGUGAUAUCCACCUUGCCUAACCCUUUAACUUUAGAUACAAAGAAGAACAAAGAAAAAUCACUUCAAUGCAAUGCGAAAUACCUACAGAACUCCUCAAAGAACAUGUAUCGUCCAUCAGGUCCCUUCAGACAGACAUGGAUCUUGCUUUAUAGGAAUUAUUUAAUGACAACCAGAAAUUAUUCUCUAUUCAUGUACCGAGUGGCGGCCCAUGUAGUUAUAGCUCUAAUCUUCGGUUACCUAUAUCUAGGAGUGGGAAGCGAAGCCAGCAGUGUUCUAGGAAAUUAUGUCUACUUGUACGGAUCUAUGUUACUCGUUGUGUAUACUGGGAAAAUGUCUGUUACGCUUUCAUUUCCCCUGGAGAUGGCAAUACUGAAAGGAGAAUAUUUCAAUCGAUGGUACAGUUUGGGUCCAUAUAUUUUCUCGAUAUUAGCAGUGGAGUUACCCUUUCAGAUGAUAUCAUGUGUGUCCUACGUGGUUCUAUCCUAUUGGCUGACGGAUAACCCAUUGGAACCAAAUAGAGCGACACUUUUCCUCGCAACCAUUGUUGCCACGUCAUUGUGCGCUCAGGCCUGGGGUUAUUUCAUCGGUUCUACUACACCUACUAAGAUUGCUGUUUUCAUCGGCCCGGUCUUAGCCUGUCUAUUUUCAGUAUUCGGGUUCUGUCUAGCACUAAGAGACACACCUUACUUUUUCCGAUGGCUACACCAUAUAUCGUACUUCAGAGCGGGUUUCCAUCUUGCAGUACAUUCGGUGUAUGGCUUCAAUAGAACGAAAAUGCACUGUUCAAAGAUAUACUGCCACUAUAUAACUCCCAGUACAUUCCUGAAAGAAAUGGAUAUGGCCGAGAUUGACGUAGGAAGCAACAUAGCCGUCGUCCUUUCCACAACAGUCCUCAUGCACAUAUUAACUUGUACCGCUUUAUGGUACAGACUGAACAAGAGAUGA